Notolabrus celidotus (New Zealand spotty) is the source of this 8762-nucleotide messenger RNA. RefSeq names its product adenosine deaminase RNA specific B2 (inactive) (gene adarb2). The record is from RefSeq and is a predicted model, not a curated record. The transcript is spliced from 14 exons. Gene Ontology annotation, biological process: RNA processing; adenosine to inosine editing. Gene Ontology annotation, molecular function: tRNA-specific adenosine deaminase activity; double-stranded RNA binding; double-stranded RNA adenosine deaminase activity. The coding region runs from base 594 to 2822 and encodes 742 amino acids. NCBI's taxonomy places the organism in Eukaryota, Metazoa, Chordata, Actinopteri, Labriformes, Labridae. Gene Ontology annotation, cellular component: cytoplasm; nucleolus.
GCUUUUCGGGUCUCAAAAUUUGCUAGGUAGCUGAUUUAGUCAGAACACCUGUGCGCGCGUGAACUGUUCCCUGCGUUCGCUGCGGACCAGACGCACGUGUUGGCCUCGGACUUUUACCUUAUUUCCUCCCCUGGGACUGUUUCACCUCAACAGAUCAAAAUACUGACAAACCACACCAUGCUACAGCCCCAGCUACUGGCAGAUGGCUUCGAGAUGCUAAAUGAGGACAGACGUGCCAACAUAAAUAUUCCUACACAGCUAUCAUGGAGGUGUGCCAGCUCUCCAUGAGCUUUUUUUUUCUGCCGCUGGACUGAUUAUGACCCGGUUGCACUCCUGACUGACACCUGACGACGGACCCAAGCUUAUUUUUCUCAAUAAGAACAAGUAGACAGAAAACUGGACACUCCCUGUCGUUAUCACGGCCCUCUCAGACAGGCCGACUAUGAUAGCUCAGGGAAAGUGGGACGAGAUGGCAGCAGGCGCAUGAUGGAGAAGAGCUGCUUAUCACCGAUGGAGAGAUCAAUCAUUCUUACACGGAGAGAACGAGAGGUAGAGGGCUGCCUCAGUUUCAGGCCACCUUCUUCCAUUGCUUCAUGGUCCAGUUUGGAUGUUUCGAGAGGAUUCAGCACGGGCACCAUGACCAGUCUCCAGAGAAAGUCAGUAUGCUGUCGGCAUUGAUCGCUCCCUUCAAAUACAUCAGCCCUGGGACCAGCAGCACAGAGGACGAGGACAGUUUGAGUACCAGCAGUGCAGAGGUAAAGGAGAACCGUAACAUCGGUAACUUAGAGGAUCGCUCUGCUGACUCGCUCUUCUGCUCAGACUCUGCCAGAGGCGGGAGCUCUGGUCUGAAGAGGAAGCGUCCACUUGAGGAGGACAACAACGGGCACAUGUGCCAGCUCCGCCUCAUCUAUAAGAAACUCUCGUGGUCGGAGGCACCAAAGAAUGCACUUGUGCAGCUGAAUGAGCUGCGGCCUGGCCUGCAGUACCGCAUGGUGUCUCAGACCGGCCCUGUUCAUGCUCCUGUCUUCUCCAUCGCUGUGGAGGUCAACGGGCUGACCUUUGAGGGAACAGGUCCCACAAAAAAGAAAGCCAAGAUGAGGGCAGCUGAGCUGGCUCUCAAGUCUUUCAUACAGUUCCCCAACGCUCCUCAGGCCCACCUGGCCAUGGGAAACAUCUCCAACCCUUCAGCAGACUUCACCUCGGACCAGGCUGACUUCCCUGACACGCUCUUCAAGGAGUUUGAGUCCUCGCCUUGCUCUGACGGAUUCUCGCUCUGUAGUUCAGCAGCAGAAAGCGAUCUUCUGUCCAGUGAGCUGCUAAGACAUGGGCGGCUGCUCCGCCACACUCUGGACCUGAUGGUGCAGGCUCAGCAGAGACUGGGAGGGAUUGUUCCAGAGCCAGAGGCCCCUAAGAGCCCUGUAGCUCUGCUGAAUGAGCUCCGGCCAGGCCUGCGAUACGCCUGCCUGUCGGAGCGAGCUGAGGGCCGCAGGCUGCGUAGUUUUGUGAUGGCGGUGCGUGUGGAUGGACGGAUAUUUGAGGGCUGCGGUCGCAGCAAGAAGCUGGCAAAGAACCAGGCGGCUCAGUGUGCUCUUCAGGCCCUCUUUAACAUCAGGACGGCCCCUGAGGGCCAGACAGGCCUCAAAGCCAGCAGGAAGAGCUGUCCUCAUUUACCCCAGGACUUUGCCGAUUCAAUAUUCCACUUGGUGAGGGAGAAGUACCGGUCGCUGGUGGGCGGCUGCAGUCCUGCGCACGCCCGACACAAAUCCCUGGCAGGCAUCGUAAUGACCCGAGGUCUGGACCUGAGGCACGCCCAGGUGGUGGCGUUAUCCACGGGAACAAAGUGUAUCAAUGGAGAGUAUUUGAGCGACCAGGGACAGGUGGUCAACGACUGUCACGCUGAAGUCACGGCCCGGAGAGCGCUGCUACGCUUCCUGUACUCUCAACUCGAACUCUUCUUGAGUAAAAGGCCAGAGGACUGGGAGGAGUCGAUAUUUGUGCGACACAAGGAGUGCAGCUUCAGGUUGAGAGACAACGUCCAUUUUCACAUGUACAUCAGCACAUCGCCGUGUGGAGACGGGAGGCUCAACUCGCCCUACGAAAUAAGCACAGACCUGCAUAGCAGCAGACACCUCAUGAGAAAACACCGCAGCCACCUGAGGACCAAGAUCGAGUCAGGAGAGGGGACAGUGCCGGUGCGAUGUCGGGGGACGGUUCAAACGUGGGAUGGCGUUUUACAAGGCGAGCAGUUAAUCACCAUGUCCUGCACUGACAAGAUCACCAGAUGGAACAUCCUGGGUCUGCAGGGGGCGCUGCUGAGCCACUUUGUGGAGCCAAUGUACCUGCACAGCUUGACCGUCGGCAGCCUUCGUCACACGGGACAUCUGAGCAGAGUUCUGAACCAACGGCUGGAACGAGUGGGCCCACUGCCUCCCUCGCACAGACGUACCCAGCCACUGCUCAGUGGUUUGAGUAAUGCGGAGUACCAGCAGUCGGGGAAGGCCUCGUGUGUUAGUGUGAACUGGACGCUGGGUGAUGCACAGCUGGAGGUGGUGAACACAGCGACGGGACGGAGACGGGACUCAGGGACACCCUCACGUCUCUGCAAACACAACCUGUUCACUCGCUGGAGCCGACUGAACCGAAAGUUGGGGAUCCACGUGUCCAGCUCAGACGACAGACAGCUCAUGUACUGCGAGGCCAAGAUGGCGGCUCGUCCGUACCAGACAGUGAAGCAGCAGUGGUUCAGAUCUCUGCAGGAAACAGGCCUCGGGACCUGGGUCAAGAAGCCGCCAGAGCAGGAGCAGUUCCUGCUGUCAGUCUGAGUGUGUGUGUGUGAGUGUGUGCAAGAUAAAGAGAGUGCGUGUUUAACCUUUAUUUUUUUAGGCUAAGAUGACUUCAUGCUCAUCCUGCUUCACACCCCAUCACCUCUGAACACCUGCAACCUCUGAGCUAAAGGCUUACAUCACCUACUGAGUGUGUUUGUUUUUCUGAGUGUGUUACAUGUGUCUGCAGGGCUGUACCAGACUCUGAAUUAUGUCAGUUGAUUCAGUUUUGGGGGUUCAAAAGAUGCUUUGACUAUUUCUUCCUCUAUUGUCCCACACCAAACUCCUUAAUCAGUCCUCAUACGUCUUGUGUUUUCCUAUGUUGCUGUUUUAGAGGUCAAGUAAAGUGAGUUCUUACCACACAUUGUUCUCACAAAAGUGACAAGAGAGCAUUUGUGUCAGGUCAUAAACACAGCCCCUCAUCCAUCUCCACUGAGUAUCAUUUUCACCGUAUCUAGCAUGUUGCAUGUUGGCUGAAAUCUGGCGUACUGCAGCGUUAUGAAGCCAAAAUCUACAGAUUUUUCUCUUCUGUAUCAGCAACUAAACUGGUCAAAAGGACGCAAAAAAACUACAUUAUGAUGCAGCAUUUAACUAUAAAAGACUUGUUUGCAGGAAUAUGAGCAAACAACUUUAAAAAUGUUUGUUUUUUUCAAUGGAGUUUGGUUCAUGUGUUUCUGAUAUGAAUUUAGGAUACCAAAAAACUUCUACAAAGCUAUCACUGAUUGGCUGUUAAAACACAGGACUGGGGCGCUGGUGGCUUAGCGGUCUAAGCGCCCCAGUUACAGAGGCUACAGUCCUCGUCGCAGAGGUCGCCGGUUUGAUUCCCAGCCGGUCAACUAUUUCCUGCAUGUAUUCCCCCGCUCUCUACUCCCCACAUUUCCUGUCUCUCUUCAGCUGUCCUAUCAAAUAAAGGCAAAAAGGCCAAAAAUGUAACUUAAGAAAAACAAAACACAGGGCCACAUAUAUUUUUUUUAGAAGCUUUAGAAUAACUUAACUCACUCAUGAUCCAUGCAAGUCUUUGCAAUGACUUGCAUUGAAUGGGUUCAGGUUUGCCAGAAGUAAAUCAUCAUUGAUUUUUUGCCAUUUUUUAGCCCACCAAGAAUCAUGAAUAACACAAGGUUAAAAUUCAGUGGAGGACAGAUUUUACUGUUGGUAAUAACUUUGUUAAACUUUAAGAUGAGUGAUUCCUACAAUCCAGUUAAGGAGCAACUAGAGCUGCACUGAUAUCCCACUUGAUAUGCGUCAUUCUUACAAUCACCUGACGAAUGUAUCCUCCCAGUUUGGCGGUCUAUUUACACUGACUGACUGACGGUCUCUGCCUAUGCUCUGUCAUCACCACUGCUGCCCUGAACAAGUGCUGCACUCGUACUUUCAGCCCCAAAACCCCCAGAGUUUUGGUUCCAGCCAUGUUUUCAUAUAGCUAGUGAUUUUGAACUAUUUAAAUCACCAGGUCAUAAGAGGGGAGGAGAAUUUUUGCCUCGUGUCAACAAAGAAAAAGGUGAGGAAAUGCUAGUAUACGCAUGACUCCAGAGUAGGGAGUGACACAGGAGUGGGUUUUCACUCCUGUCCCAUCCCACUCCCACAGAAAAAAAUCUUGUCCUGUCCCACUCCCGGUAAAAUGACUCCCACUCCCAUCCCGCUCCCAUUCAGAAUGACUCCCGCUCCUGUACCGCUCACAUUUUUUUUCUUCUUUUCUUCUUUAGGCAAUACAUACCUCAACAAACAAAAGUGCAUAAAGGCAAUCCCUCUAGACCUUCCCGCUCCCGUCUGCUCCCGUUAACUUUUUAUCCUGUACCGUCCCAAUCAAGUGAUUAAUAGCAAAUUUGACUUCCAAUCCCGCGGGAAUCCCGUGGCACGUGGGAUUCCCGAAAAAAUGUCAGCCUCUACUCCAGAGUUAAAAAAUAAAGUGCCAAAAUCUGCAGUUCCUUAAGUGUCCAGUAGUGGAUGUCUCCAAAGCCUAGGAAAACUCCAUUAGCCCCCAUGUUAAAAUGUCCCUUUUUACAGCAGAAAAAAUCCACCUGUUACAAAAACAGCUUUUGACUCAUUUCUUUAUCCUAACUACCAAACAGGGGUUGCAUUUCUGUACAACCUGCAAAUUUUCAUUUAUUAAAGAGUGUAUCCAUAUUCUUGGCCGUGGCUAAUUUGACUUACAGGUGGGCGUGAUGUAACCAGCAGCCAAGAUUUAACUAACCUGUCCCAGCUCUGCCUCUUUGCUCAUUACAAGACUGAUCUAAAUCAAAGUCAGUGUUUUCAAAUAUGGCGACUGCCGGCGUUGGGCCUCAACCAGUGGUUGAUGUCACAGAGCCCACGUCCCUGUUUUCUACAGUCUAAAGUUAGCAGCUUCUCCUGAUGUUUUUUGACCUGAAACAGCUUUACCCAGUAUUUUUUCUAGUCUAUCUCACCUGUUGUGUUUUUUAUUUUUGGAGGAGGGGGAAGUGGAUAUUUUUGUCACCAUUUAAGACUCUUUAUAAAAGUCGACAGCCUGCAUCGCUGCAUAUCUCACUUUGCUUUUUUCGUAUGAUGACGCAGCAAAAACACAAAAGCUAGAAAUUUGACUGACAAAAUGCGAGUGGACUCUGGGUUGUCUUGACCUCUGAAUCAAAUCAGUGACUUUUAGGGUGCAGCCCUGUGGGUCUGUGUGUGUGUGUGUGUGUGUGUGUGUGUGUGUGUGUGUGUGUGUGUGUGUGUGUGUGUGUGUGUGUGUGUGUGUGUGUGUGUGUGUGUGUGUGUGUGUGUGUGUGUCAUUCUGGAUGUGAAAAAUGACAAGAGGAAGGUCAACUGGACGGGCUGAAAGAAAACAGACAUAAAAGAUGGACUCAUUCUUUGACCCGCGCUAUCUUUAGACACACACGUUUAAGCAAACACACACCUUAAUACCCCACAACGCCCCUCCUCCUCCUCCUCUUCCUCUUGUCCUCCUCUUCUUCUUCUUCUUCUUCUUCUUCGUCUGUCAUGGAGGGGUGGGGUAACCUUGAGCAGAAUGAAAGGCAGCCACUAUCUUGUCAUCAGCUAUUUCCGGGCCCCGAGGCUCCCGCUGAGGAGCGCAGCCACAGGGGAGAGAGCAAGAGAGUCGAACGGAGAAAGGGAAGAAGACAGAGAAAGAGGUCCACGUCCAAUUACCGGCCCUGUCAGGGUGACGGCUGAUAGAGGAAGAGGACGAGGGAGAGGAGGAGGAGACAGAGAGAAAGAGAAGGACAGAGUGGUGCCUCACCUUUUCUCUCUCGUUUCUAUCUUCGUCCUCCUCCUCUGACUCACCUUUUGACUCCUGACUUCCUCCUCCUUUUGUCUCUCACCCCUCUCUCUUCCUCUUUGUUAUGCUCUCCUUUUUGCUUGUGUCUCCCGCUCCUCCUCUUCCUCCUCCUCCUCCUCUUCUUCCCCCUCCUCUCCUUCUGCCUUUCAAGCACGGGGAAGGUUAACACGACAUGACGACAGGUUAAUACACCCUUUUUUUCCCUCACCUCUCGGAGUAAAGAAAAGGAGGAGAGGUUUCCACACAUUAGAGCACAGGUGGAGGUGAGGAUGGAGGAAAAGAAGGUGGUUUCCUGUUUUUCUCCCUUUCAGACUAAAUUUAUUUCCUACUUUCCGUCUCUUUUUGACCUCAGAUUUCAGCCCGUGCACCUGAAUCGAAAUCUUGUCGCCAAUGAGAGCGGUCGUGACUCAUUAGCGAGGCCAUGUCGACCUGAUCGACUCUGGUGUCGCUCUGUGGUCACGACCGCUCUGAUCAGAUAACAGACCAGAAGUUUUACAACACACCUGCCCUCUCCUCCAUGUGGGGUUUUAAUUUAAGGCCUUUUUUUAAACCCACAAAUGAAUGAAAGAUUAAAAAGAGCGCGGUAGAAAGGACCUCCUGGCAUCACUUCAUGUACAUUCACACCUCACUCUGUUGUUAUGUCUCUGCAUAUUUCAUGGUGUAAACAUGUGCACUGUGUGUGAUUUUUUAUACAUUGAAGUGUUAAAGAUGUUCAUUAUGAUCAUGGCUGUGUUGUUCUGUCAUUGUUGUGUUUUUAUAAAGGAUGUCAGAUGAAGAAUCCACCAGCACGGCUCAGUUUACAGAGAAAUCUAAGCAGUGAGAGUGACAUCUAGUGGUGAUUAAAUGUUCCUGUUGUCCUCUCACGCUCCAGAAGCAUCAUGUGCUACAGUCAGGACUCACUUCAAAGCAAAUCAUUGACACUUUAAGGGGACUGAAUGGUAGAAAAAAAGCUUCAGAGGCAGAUUUACACAAAAUGAAAACUGACCCAGACCUGCUCUAUGCCUGGUCGCCUAUUCUGGUCGCUAAGAUUUUACAGGAAUAAAGGACUUGACAAAUCAAGUUUUUUGGGGCCCUUUCAUUGUAUUUUGAAUAAUGUCAAACACAUAUCUGUAUUCUGAAAUAGUUUCUUCCCUUCUUGGUGAAUUAAACCAAAAAUAAAACCUUUUUAGAGAGUCUGAGGAGAGAUUUUAGAAAGAGGACAGGGAGGGUAGAGCCAGGGUGAGAAGCUUGUGUCUCCCAGCUCAACCUGGGAGUUAGGCUGCACGCUCUACUUGUUCCUACUCGCCCAUUUUGAUGAAGAUAGAGAGAAGAGAGUUAGAGAAAGAGGGAUCAAAAGUUUUCCCUUUACCUUUGUCUUGGCCCUCAGCUGGGAUAUACAUCACAAAAAGAAGGAAAAGUUAUGAUAAAGAUGAAACAAGAGGCGAAAGAUGCAAAAACACAGCACAGAGACGACUCCAGGAUGUUACAAGAUGAGGGCAAUAAGAGAGAUAAUCAAAAUAUAAAAUUAAAUACAAUCCAAUGAAAAAAGGAGGUCAGAGUCUCGAGCUUGUGAAGUAGGACUUGAACUGCUUAUCAUUCAUAUUUGGCUGACCAAAUUAUUAUUAAAAUCUUUCACUUUUAUUAAAUGACAUCAGACUUUGGGGGCUCAAGAGGGUCCAGAGCCUUGUUCCUAAUCUGUUCUUGGUCUGUGGUAGCUUCAUUAAGAAUAUUACAUAACUCAGAUUGUGUGAGAGUGUUUUAAUGGACUUAAGUACACCGGUUUUUAAGUAUCCUGUUUUUGUGUUCAUGCACGCACACACCAGAUUUUUUGAGAAACAAGGAAAAAACCUUAUUCUGAUUUUGCUUCCUGGAGAACUCAGAAAAAACGGGAUACUGUGGCAUGUAUGCACCUUACACCGGUGUCUUAGCCAUGUGACAUAUCAGCAAAACAAACAUGGUGACAGCAACGAGAGCGAGUGUACUCUCCACUCAGAGUCGAGGACGUCCCUGUCCCUGUCCCUGUCCCAGCUGUGUAUCUUCACCCUUAGCUCUCUUGUCCAAAGCGGUGGCAGCGACAGGCUGACAGCAGUCAGAGUUGAGGACAUGUUUAAUAUUUGCUGUCUCACUCUUCUCCUGUUGCUGGAAAUCAGUCAAAAUACAACAUCUGCAACUCAAUGUUGACAUGUCGUGACGCUCAGCUCACAGUGGUCUCAUUUCUCUUAGAUUUUAAAUUGCCUUGGUUUGUGUAAAUUAAACAUCAAAACCAGGGUAAAGCUCAUAAUCGGGAUACUAAAGUCCAUGUAAACACACUUUGAGGAUCUGUGUAAGUCUGGCUGUGAGCAUCAGAACAGAGUUUACUGUUGUUGUUUGAUUACACAUCAUGAGUUGACAACAUCCGUCAUAUCUUCACACCAUGUCUCAUAACAGCUGCAUUCAUCACAAAAACAGAUUUACAGAUUUAUUUUGAGAGAAAAUAAAUAUAAGGCAUGUCUGAACGGCAAUAUUGUAUCUCAGAGUGUAAAUAUGUAAAAAACAAAUGUACAAAAGAUGUUGACACAGAUGUGACAGAGAUCCUAAAAUGUCUAAUUAUGAUGUAAAUUAAAGUAUAUGAAGAACUGCUGCUAAGGUCUGUACAUUGCACUUCAGUAACAAAUAAAAAGUGAAUGUUUGUACUGUACAUGUGAAUAAAAACACAAAAUCUUGUAAUUUUA